AUGAUACCAGAUCAUAUGUUUGAUGAAGGCAUUAAUAAUUCGUUAUUGAGAAAAGAUAUGAAACAUUUACAUAUAAAUAGGGUGGUUUAUGGUAAAACGCAAAGGGAUUAUGAGCGUGAACAGCGCAAUCUACUAUCAUCUCAGGAUGGUGACACGUGCGAGAUACACGAUCAGUUCUACAGAGACCAUAAGCUUCUGCUUGUGUUGUUCAGAGCUUUGGCUGUUAUGCCGAUCACUCGAUCAAGACCUGGUACAAUAACAUUCAGUUGGAGAUCUCGCGCCACGGCCUACGCUAUAUUCUUCUACAUCGUAACAACAGUCAUCGUCCUCGUCGUUGGCUACGAACGCAUCAUGAUACUAGGUUCGACGAAAAAGUUCGACGACUACAUCUAUUCUAUUCUAUUUGUCGCCUUCCUCGUGCCACACUUUUGGAUACCGUUCGUCGGAUGGGGCGUAGCACAUCAAGUGGCCAUUUAUAAAACGAAUUGGGGAAAGUUUCAAGUAAGAUAUUACCGUAUAACGGGGGAAAAUUUGCAGUUUCCCAACUUGAAAACAACCAUAGUCAUAAUAAGCGCUGGUUGUUUGCUGCUAGCGGUGGGUUUCCUUCUCAGUCUGUGUGCUUUGUUGGACGGGUUCCUGCUACGGCACACGUCGGCGUAUUACCACAUAAUAACAAUGAUCAACAUGAACUGCGCUCUCUGGUACAUUAAUUGCAGAGGCAUCAAGAUAGCUUCGCUGAGCCUUUCGAAGUGUUUUCACAGGGACGUGAACGUAGAGUGCUCAGCGAGUCUGAUAUCAAGUUAUCGAUAUCUCUGGCUCAACUUGUCCGAGUUGCUUCAAUCGCUGGGCAAUGCGUACGCGCGGACUUACUCCACCUACUGCCUCUUUAUGUUUUUUAAUAUAACGAUAGCGGUAUACGGCGCGCUGUCGGAAAUCGUUGACCACGGCUUCAAGUUCAGUUUCAAAGAAAUGGGUUUGUUCGUGGACGCUGCUUACUGCUCUACGCUGCUCUUUAUUUUUGCUGAUUGCUCACAUAAAGCCACGCUUCAGGUAGCUGCUGGAGUUCAAGACACUUUACUUUCGAUUGAUGUUCUGUCUGUAGACCGACCAACACAAAAAGAGAUUGAUCACUUCAUCCAGGCCAUAGAAAUGAAUCCAGCUGUUGUUAGUCUGAAAGGAUACGCUCACGUUAAUAGAGAACUUCUUACAUCGGCAAUAAGCAUGAUCGCAAUAUACCUCAUAGUUCUGCUGCAGUUCAAGAUUUCGCUGCCCAAGGACAUACCUACGAGCACUUAAACUCAAAAACAUACUUAAAUCCCUUACAAA
This is a messenger RNA of Bicyclus anynana (squinting bush brown), 1326 nucleotides long. RefSeq names its product gustatory and odorant receptor 22-like. Lineage: Eukaryota; Metazoa; Arthropoda; Insecta; Lepidoptera; Nymphalidae. The record is from RefSeq and is a predicted model, not a curated record. Gene Ontology annotation, cellular component: membrane. The transcript is spliced from 9 exons. Bases 1 to 1296 code for a protein of 431 amino acids. Gene Ontology annotation, biological process: sensory perception of taste.